GUCGUCACUUCCGUUCCAAACCGGAUGACGGAAAUGGCGACAGUGUGAGCUUGUGUUGCGUCUCGUUUGUUUUUCCCUCAUUUUUCCACCAGCGCCAUGUCUAAAAGAAAGGUCACUUUUGAGGACGGCAAUGGGGAAUUCGAGUUGGAGGAGGAGGUGCCCAGCAAAAAGUUAUGCGAGGUUGUAGAAGGACCUGGUUCAAGGUUUAAGGGAAAGCACUCCCUGGACAGUGACGAAGAGGAUGAUGAAGAGGAGACCAAGACCAGCAAAUAUGACAUGCUGGCCAGCGACGAUGUGGAAGGCCAGGAGGGCGCCACGAUAGACUGCGACGAGGGGAUCCCCAUCACACCGUUCAACCUGGACGAAGAGAUGCAGGAGGGCCACUUUGACGCCGAGGGAAACUAUUACGUCAAGAAGGACGAGGAGAUCCGGGACAACUGGCUGGACAACAUCGACUGGGUGCGGAUCAAAGAGCAGCCGCUGAAGCAGAAGAAGAAGGGGCUCUCGGCCAAGCGGCGGCGCCGGGUGGGCGACGAAGACGAGGCCGAAGAGGAGAAACAGCGCGAGGAGAAGCGGGCGGGCGGCGACAGCGGCGGCGAGGAGACGGAGAUGGAGGCGGAGCCCGCCGAAGACCCGCUGGCGUCGUUCACGCAGCGGCAGCUGACCGAGGCCCUGGUGGAGAUGCUGUUGCCGGGGGAGACGGUCGCCGCGGGGCUCCGUCGGCUGGGGGGCUUGGCGGGGAGGAAGAAGGGGAAGCUGAGGGGGGACGACGACGGCGGCCGGGGGGAGGAGCCGGCGCUCCAGCGCGACACGGAGAAGCUGGACCGGCUCACGGCGCUGGCCGACCGGCUGGUGGCGUCGGGGAUGUUUGAGAUCUAUCAGCAGACUUGUGAGAAGCUGGCGUACCUCCUGAAGAGCCAGAAACUGUCCAGUAAAAAGCCCAAGCGGGGCGACGGCGGGGAGGACGAGGAGGCGGACGAACUCGACAUGUUUGGGGAUAAGUUCGACGAGAGUCACGGAGAGAAGGCCCAGGAGGGAGGGGAGGACGGCGACGAAGCAGCUCCCCAAGGAGUCAUGUGGGAGUACAGGUGGGAGAACGUGGACGGCUCCGAGCUCUACGGGCCCUUCAGCAGUCAGCAGAUGCAGGGCUGGGUGGAUGAAGACUAUUUCAAAGACGGCGUCUACUGUCGGCGGCUGGACCAGGAGGGCUCUCAGUUCUACAACUCCAAGAGAUUAGAUUUUGAGCUUUAUGACUAAAGUACCAUGGAUUCUAAAUGUACACGGAAUAUUUACACAGCAUCAUCAUCAAUCUCUGUAUCUUCUUAAAAUCUGUUUUGUUUUUUAAAUAAAUGACUUAAUUCGUCCUGUCAC
Molecule: messenger RNA, 1371 nt
Organism: Gadus chalcogrammus (walleye pollock)
Lineage: Eukaryota; Metazoa; Chordata; Actinopteri; Gadiformes; Gadidae
Gene: cd2bp2
Product: CD2 (cytoplasmic tail) binding protein 2
Exons: 7
Coding region: 97-1257 (386 amino acids)
Cellular component (GO): U5 snRNP
Molecular function (GO): protein binding
Source: RefSeq, a predicted model, not a curated record